AUGAGGGGUGCGAUGCUCAAGAGGACCGUUGUAGUCUUUCUUGCGGCUUUGAUUCUUGUCGCAUUGAGGCGACAGGCACUUCUCUUGGAUAGGAGCCUUCCACAAUGGACAGGCGACAACGUUGACACUGAAGGUCACCAUCUUUCGCAGUCUUCUGUUUCAUCACUGUUUAGGCAGAAAACAAGUGCAGAACCGGCAAGAAGAAAGUGGGCUUACGCUUUCGUAGUAGGGGGAUGCAGCAAGCACAAGCCAGAGUAUCGAGGAUUCAUAUGGAAUAUAGCCGUCGCAGCUCAAGUGUUACAAGAAGCUGGAUCCCAAGCAGAUGUUGUCGCUUUGAUCCAAAUGUCGGCCAGAACCAACGAGACUGCCCUUCCGGAGGACGAAUCGAAACUUCUCGAGGCUCUGAACGUAAAGAUUGAAUAUAUUCCAAAGUUCUCUUCGAUGGUUCAUGAAGUAUUUUACACUUUGAUGCUGGAAAAGUUUCGAAUCCUUCAAAUGACACAAUACAGUCGAGUCAUAUUCAUGGACGGUGAUGUCAUGCCGUUAUGUUCCUUGGAUUACCUCUUUGAGUUGUCGGAGCCAGAGUCUGGAGAGCCACUUUUAAAGGACAAUAUUGUGAUAUCUUAUUCCAACCAACCCGCGCAUGGUGGCUUCUUCAUGCUACGCCCUCAAGAAAGCGACUAUGAGGAAAUCCAAAAGAUCAUAAAGACGACAGAAGAAAAAGCCUUAUCUCUGCCUCCGUUUGAGCAUUGGGACGAAGUUGAAGGCUGGGGUCAUAAGAUUGAGCCCCCAGAUCGAUGGAUGUCCUCAAUGUCAAAGUAUACCUCCACAAAUUGGUCUUGGCAUGGCGUGCACGCGGAUCAGGGUUUGCUCUAUCACUGGACAAAAUAUGUCAAACAGAGCGUCACACUUAUCAUCAACUACCAGGUGCAAAACUGGGGUAGCGAAAACGGCAAAGCAGUAAUGGAAAAAGCGUUUAUAAACUACCGUCCAAGCGAUCCUAUCAAUAUUGCAUCCUGUCAUACAAGUAAAAAUGCGCCAUAUACUGACUUUCGACACUUCACAGGUCGGGGGAAGCCAUGGCAACAAAACUCCACACAAUAUAGAACUUCAAAUGGCGAACCAUCGCCGAGUCGAGAGGAGGUGACCAAGACAUUCGACCAGUUAGUAUCUUCUUUGAACGGAGAAAUGAGGAGCAACGGGAAGGAAUUUGACGGCAAGAAGCUUCUCUCCACUUUUUUGCAAAUGGUGCCUCCCCAAGGCAAGGAAGCUAAGACUUCAGUUCAUGAAGAAAAAGGCAUCACCUUAUCCUACAGCGACCAAUCAUAUGUAAAAUGGUUCAAUGCUUUGGACAAGGCCCAACAAAUAUCUGGUGUCAACGUUACCUUUCCAAGAUACUUCGGGAGAAACUUCGCAAGGGGACCUCCAGUCGGCACGCGGAAACAACACCGUAACGAUCAUAGAAAGAUGAGGACGAUUGUGAGAGUGCGGUGGGCACUUGAACGAUUUCAGCAAGAAGGCAAACAUGAGAAAAUAGAUACUUCAAGGAUGCAGACCAGGUAUAAAUACCUCCAGUGCAGUACCACUAUACCGGCAGCUAUGAACUAUUCACUAUGA
Messenger RNA from Cylindrotheca closterium, 1617 nucleotides. NCBI's taxonomy places the organism in Eukaryota, Bacillariophyta, Bacillariophyceae, Bacillariales, Bacillariaceae. The record is from the annotation of a GenBank genome assembly.